Cariama cristata (Red-legged seriema) is the source of this 486-nucleotide messenger RNA. It is a transcript of the gene MALL, whose product is annotated as mal, T-cell differentiation protein-like. Gene Ontology annotation, molecular function: structural constituent of myelin sheath. The transcript has 4 exons. The record is from RefSeq and is a predicted model, not a curated record. Gene Ontology annotation, cellular component: membrane. The coding region runs from base 25 to 486 and encodes 153 amino acids. Lineage: Eukaryota; Metazoa; Chordata; Aves; Cariamiformes; Cariamidae. Gene Ontology annotation, biological process: myelination.
AGUUGUGGCGUCAGCUGAGAAGAGAUGGCCUCGGCAGGUCCCCAUGCGGCCUCCACGCAGCCCCCCUUGCCCUCCGGACCGGCCGUCUUCAAAACCGUCCCCUACGCGUUCAUCCUACCGGAGAUAUUCUGCGGGACCUGGGUGUGGAUCCUCGUCGCUGCUACCUCCGUCUCCUCCCCGCUGCUGCAGGGAUGGGUGAUGUACGUGUCCCUCAGCUCCUGCCUCAUCUCCCUGGUGCUGCUCUUAAGCUACCUCUUCGGCUUUCACAGAAACAGCGACAACUGGAAAGUCCUGGACAGUUUGUACCACGGCACCACAGCCAUUCUGUACAUGAGCGCUGCUGUCCUGCAAGCCAACGCAACCAUCAACUCUGAGUUUGGCCCCAACUCACCGCUUUACUACCAGCUCAACAGCGCCGCAUCGUUCUUCGCCUUCGUGACCACCUUCCUGUACAUCCUCCACGCCUUCAGCAUCUACUACCAUUAA